AUGGAGUCCCCCUAUGGCAUGGCCCUGGACCGCAGCCAGUCGGCCAUGAGCGGCCUGGAGAGGGCCAACGUGGGCUGGGUCAAGCAGAACCACUCACGGAGCAGCAGCACUGCCUCCUCUCGACACUCACGCACGCACAUAAAAGACUGGGAGUUCAUGGAUGAUCUUCACAUGGACAUGGGCACCGGUGUGGACGAGCUGACCGUGCCUGGCAUCUGCGAGGGCUACCUCAUGAAGAGACGGAAAUGGCCCCUCAAGGGCUGGCACAAGAGAUAUUUUGUACUGGAUAAAGGGAUCCUCAGGUAUUCUCGAACACAGCAUGACUAUAUCAAAGGGAAACUUGGUGGGUGCAUGGAUGUGAGCCUUUCUGUCAUUACCAUCAACAAGAAAUCGAGACGCAUCGACUUGGACGCAGGAGAUACUCUGUAUCACAUAAAGGCAAAGGGCCAUGACUUAUUCUACAUCUGGGUGACCAAGCUGAUUGCUCACCGUGUAUUCAAGAGGAACGAGAUGACGCAUGUCCAGAAUGGCUUCCUUCAGGCUCUCUCUCAGGGCACUCACGGAGUGGGAUCUCAGAGAAACGGAGCCAUGCCAGACGUGCAGAGCACCUCUGGGUCAUGUGCUGGAGAGGGAUCCGACCUGCCUGCAGUUACCACGGCCGUGAAUGGGAAAGUGUCUGCAUGGCUGCAGCAAACCCAUGACCACAACAGCUGUGCACAAGAACUCCACCGGGUUCAGAUGGACCUCAGUGAGCUGACCCGGCUUGUGCAGAAGCUGCACGCCAUGGACGCAGGGCCAGCACUCAACAACGGAGAACUGCAACGCAUCAUCAGCGUGCAGAAUCUUUCCCUGGAGAAGCCGUCGGAAAAGAAGAAGAAGUCUGCGAAGAUGUGGGGUCACUCUCGCACCCUCUCCAGAGUGGAGACACUAGGCAUGCUAUCCUCAAGCCAGCUGCAUAACCCGUCCAACAUGGGUACCUCGGUGCCGUCCAUCCCUGACUAUGUGUACUCCCAGUUAGCCCCUCCGGCCAUCAUUGCCCCCGACGGGAAGAAGCUGCACAUGGACAUCUGCACAGUCUCCCAGAGAGUCCAUAACUCCCUGAAGAUGGUCCAUGAGUCGUUGUCUCAGGAGAGGCAGAGACUGCAGGAGGCCUGGAACAGCGGGGAGCCGCUGCCACCGGACACCCAGCGCCUGGGGACACUAUUGCCUACUACCGACUCCAGUCGUCGCUCUUCUCAGCGUGCGCCAUCGGUGGCGGACUCCACCGCAGAGUAUUUUGACGCCAGCGAUGACGUACUGUGUGGGACCUCGUCUGAGGAAUCCGAGACCGGCUCAGGCCUCAGUGAUGGCACCAGCAACUCAGAGCCAGAGGAAGUCCAUGAAUCCACCACCAGGAAAUACCGUGCCAGCCUCUCCAAGGCGCGCAGCAAGACCGACUCCGUGCCCAGGAGCACGGGCCGACGCACCACCCUGCCCGCCCACUGCCCGGACAACAGCCACAUCGGCCUCAUGUCCAUCCUGUACAACAACAUUGGCAAGGACCUGUCUCGCAUCUCCAUGCCGGCCGCGCUCAACGAACCCAUAAACCUGCUGCAGAGGCUGUGUGAGGAGCUGGAGUACUGCGAGCUGUUGGAUACGGCCAGCAACACCGAAGACCCCUUCGAGAGAAUGGUCUACAUCGCUGCCUUUGCCAUCUCUGGCUAUUCCAUUGCUGCUUACCGUAACGGCUACAAGCCCUUCAAUCCUGUCCUGGGGGAGACGUUCGAAUGUGUGCGGGAAGAUCGGGGCUUCCGAUUUAUUAGCGAACAGGUCUGCCAUCACCCUCCUAUUUCAGCUGGUCAUGCAGAGUCAGAGAACUUUUCCUUCUGGCAAGAUCAGCGAUGGAAGAACAAGUUCUGGGGGAAGUCAGUGGAAAUUAUGCCAGCUGGAUUGGUUAAUGUUUCUCUUCCAAAGCGUGGUGAUCAUUACGAGUGGAAUAAGGUGGUGACCUGCAUCCACAACGUGCUGAGCCAACAGCGCUACCUGGAGAACUACGGCGAGGUCACCAUCCGCAACCUCAAGAGCAACGUCUGCACCUGCAAAAUCACCUUUGUCAAGUCUCGUUACUGGGGCUCGGACGCCAAUAAGAACGAGGUGCAGGGCCAGGUGCUGGACCAGGCGGGCAGGGUGGUGCACCGCUUUGGUGGCUUCUGGCACGAGGGCAUCUUCUGUGACACCCUCCCCAACCCUCAGUGCAUUUGGAAGCCAAAUCCUCAGCCUAAAGACCACCAGCUGUACUUCGGCUUCUCGAGCUUCGCCAUGGAGCUGAACGAGCUGACGCCAGACCUGAAGGGUCUUCUGCCUCCCACAGACACGCGGCUAAGGCCAGACCAGAGGUUCCUGGAGGAGGGCAGGAUAGAGGACACAGACAGAGUCAAAGACGAGAUUGAGGAGCGGCAGAGGCUACGCAGGAAAAUGCUGGAAGGCAAAGGGGAGGACCAUGUGCCUCGAUUCUUCAGGAAAACAUUGGACUCUGCAGGGCGGGAGGUGUGGGUAACCAAUGGAAGCUACUGGAAGCUUCGCGAGGACCCAGGAUUUGCCAACAUUAACAACACCGAACUGUGGUGACAUAGUGGCGAAUUGAGGACAUGAAGGAUAUAUCUCGUUUUUUUCUUGCAUCAUUUUUUUUCUUCAGUUUUCUUUGUUUCUCUCUUUUCACUGUGCUUGUCAUUCUGCUUUUUGUUUCUUUUUCAGUUUGUUUUUCCUUUUAUUUCACUUUCUUUUCUUUCUUUUUCUCUAUUUGUUGAGCACGGAUGAGAAGCCUUAUGAGGUGUUGAUUCUCCUCAGAAAGGGCAGUGCUCUGUCGAACGGAAUGUGGGUUCUUUUCUGUGGGUUCUUUUCUAACUUUCAUAGGCCACCAUCAAAGAGAAAGCAGGAUUCUUUCUCUGGGUGGAGAGGAGUGUUUUUAAUGAUGAAAAAAGGAUGACACAGUGGGAUUGUCAUGAAGUGAUAAAGAAUCAUCAAACUUUCAGGGAGAAACACACACACAGGACUCUAAAUCCUAUCAGGAAGUAUUUGUUGUGUGGAGAGCACGUUAUUUUCUCUUCGUUCAGAUGUUUAUUUUUUAAAAUGAUUUUAUAUGUUUGUGACAAAUGGUUUGCUUUUUUUGUUAAUUUAUCAUGACAACAUUUGUGGAUCAAAUUAUAAGGAGGGAAGCCUGUUUUAAAAAACCCUAUUCAUUCUAUUGAACUUUGCUCCUAAAUAGCCAUUUGUUUUGGAGAUGAGCAUUCCCAGGUAGGAAGCUCAAACGCUCCAACUGCUCCCGUCCUUGUUGCUUAUGGUCUUCUGAUGCAAGACUCAACAUAAUUAAUGAUCUAAGUGUUUUUCAAUAUCGCUAAAGCACAAUUUAAAGGUCAUCUUCUCAUCUGCAAUUGGGAUGUUUAAUGGGGAAAAGCCCCCAAAAAUCGCUUUGCCUCGGUUGACUGCGUGGAAACUUUGUUUUCUCCACGGAGGCGGGGUGACACCGAGGCAAGAUAAAGCAACCAACAGGGAAGGAC
This is a messenger RNA of Engraulis encrasicolus (European anchovy), 3536 nucleotides long. It is a transcript of the gene osbpl7, whose product is annotated as oxysterol binding protein-like 7. NCBI's taxonomy places the organism in Eukaryota, Metazoa, Chordata, Actinopteri, Clupeiformes, Engraulidae. The transcript is spliced from 20 exons. Gene Ontology annotation, cellular component: intracellular membrane-bounded organelle; membrane; cytosol. The record is from RefSeq and is a predicted model, not a curated record. Gene Ontology annotation, molecular function: cholesterol binding. The coding region runs from base 1 to 2607 and encodes 868 amino acids.